Molecule: messenger RNA, 969 nt
Organism: Plutella xylostella (diamondback moth)
Lineage: Eukaryota; Metazoa; Arthropoda; Insecta; Lepidoptera; Plutellidae
Product: trypsin, alkaline B
Biological process (GO): proteolysis
Molecular function (GO): serine-type endopeptidase activity
Source: RefSeq, a predicted model, not a curated record
GUUUUGGUCUUUCCGGAAUACUUAAUAUGCAAAUUGAUAAAGCUAAUUCAUACGAGUAACAGUACAAAAGGUGGCACUACGUGUUUCUAAUUUAAAAUAGCAAAUUUUAAUAAAAAUGCGUUGGGCCAUCAUUUUGGCGGUGCUCAGUGUCGCAUUAGCGUCAGCGGCACCACAGCAGCGUAUAGUCGGCGGACAACCCACCACCAUCAACAAAUACCCGUUCGCUGCUCAUGUACAGACCGGAUUACUAGGCGUGCUGUACGGCCCUCUAUGUGGGGGUUUCAUAAUCAGUAACAUGGUGGUGAUAUCCGCAGCACAUUGCUUCCAGGGUUCUCCACUCCUGACAUACCGCGUGCGUCUUGGAAGCUCCUACUCUGCCAGUGGAGGAUCCAUCUUCAAUCUACGCUCAUUACUGAACCACCCUGACUAUGUCGACCGAACCCUAGUGAACGACGUGGCCAUACUAAAACUGCUCAGGCCUAUCGUAUUCAGUGAUGUCAUGAAAGCGGCUCGCAUCCCUUCCAGUGCGUAUGUGGUGGCUGAUGACACUGAAUUGACUGUGGUCGGUUGGGGCAAUUUGUAUAGCGCAGGCCCCGCCCCCGAGAUGCUCCAUGAAGUGCAGGUGAACAAAGUCAACACGACAAUCUGCGCCGAACGCUACAGAGCCCUCAAUGCUUCAUCAUCUUACCCGUACCCUGAAGUCACCGACACGAUGUUAUGCAGUGGCGUGGACGUUGACCGCAAAGGUUUCUGUCAAGGAGACUCGGGGGGUCCUGUCUUCAUGAAUAACGAUAUUGUAGUUGGAAUCGUCUCCUGGAGUCACCUUGAAUGCGCCGAGCCCACGUACCCUGGCGUCAGCACUCUCGUCAGUGCUUUCACUGACUGGAUUCUUGCGAAUGCUGCUUAACUGUGUGUAUUGUAACUAAUAUCUGUUAACAUAAAUUUUAAUAAAUGUAUGAUUUGUAUAUA